Messenger RNA from Corythoichthys intestinalis (scribbled pipefish), 8039 nucleotides. It is a transcript of the gene zzz3, whose product is annotated as zinc finger, ZZ-type containing 3. Bases 472 to 3216 code for a protein of 914 amino acids. The record is from RefSeq and is a predicted model, not a curated record. Gene Ontology annotation, molecular function: zinc ion binding. The transcript is spliced from 12 exons. Lineage: Eukaryota; Metazoa; Chordata; Actinopteri; Syngnathiformes; Syngnathidae.
CACACACAAUAAUGAAUAACUUCAUAUCGCUCAGGUAGGCCUACUGAUAAUCCCAUCAAGCAGGAAUUCCGAAACAUCUAAAAUGAAAUACAUGUCAAAAGUCAAAGGUACAUUUGCAAAGAUCCAAAUCAAAGUUCUUCACUAUAUAAAAGUUAGUCAAAAGGAACACAAACAAUUUAGCAUGUGAUUUCAUUCUCAUUGAUCCAUGAAUCACCACAAAGUAAACAGUAUGCUCCUGGCCCACGUUUGCUGGCAUUUCCGGGCCAUGAGAAGGCAAACAUGUCGCCCAGUGCGGCGCACGAAUGUCGCCUUCGCCGAGAUGUUCUCUCACACCCGAGCCGGAGCGCUCGGUUGCACUGUGAAAACAUGGCUGCGAGCGAGCGUGCUGCCAACCUACGGAAGUGAGGUGCCCACGUUCCACCACAGUGGAGAGCACGCCAGGAUGAGGAGACUGUAGGCACCCGCCGUAGUAUGGCCGCGUCCCGUUCCUCGCGCGUCACAAGGUCAUCGGUGGGGCUUAAUGGAUUGGACGAGAACUUUUGUGGCCGCACGCUCAGGAACCGCAGCAUCGCUCAGCCCGAGGAGACAUUUGUGUCUCCGCUCCCCAGGGCCCGGUCGCCCAAGAAGAGGCAGGAGUCUCGGCAUGACUCCAGGCAGGUGUCCAAACAGCAGGGGUCCAAGAAGGAGGACAAGCAGGAGUCCAAAUCAGACCCCAAGAAGGAGAAAACCAAACAGGAAACUCGAGAGUACGUUGAAAAUGAGUUGGUCCAGGACUCUGAGCAGCAUAUCUCAUUGUUGGAACGGUUAAAUGACUCCAAAGACUCAAAUAGUCCUUUGGUAGCUGAGCAGGAGCCGUCGUCCGGCCCACUCAAACGUAGCGGCUCGUGUCUGGAGAACGACGUUAGCCCCGAGAAGUCGGAAAACUGCGAUAAAGGGAACGGGGCGCCGGCUGCCCCUCCUUUAAUCAAAAGGGCCAAGCGGUGUUCCCGACCCGAAUCUCAGGGACACGAGGAGGAUGCGGCAAAUCCCGAGAGUCCUGUUUCCGACCUCUGUAAAGGCAACACUUGUGAAGACAUUCCUGCCUGUAACUCGGACUUGGCUCCUGCCUCGCCUGCCCUCGCGGAAGAGGAGCCGGCUAAAGAUGGCCGGGAGGUGUGCGAAGAGGCACUGUGGCUCCCGGACUCACACAAGGCCUCCAAUGGACUCGGGGAUGACGUGGUGGAGAAACUCGCCGAGGACUCUUCAACUCCUGCAUCAGUCACGGGCUGUCCUACGCUGCUCAACGGCGACCAGGCUGGGGCGUCCUCUUCGCCCCAACCGACGGUGCCUUGUACAAACUCCAGCCCGGCGCGCGCAGCAGUCGCAGCCUCGGAGGCAUCGCCUGCGUCCUUCUCGCCGGCUCCUCCGGAGGACCCGCUCCCGGACUUGAUGGUGGCUAGGGAGCAGGAAGUGGAGCACGUUGAGGUGGACGUAGUAGGCGACCCCCUAUGUCUGGCCGGCGAGGAGCAGGUGAUGGACAGCGAGUGCGACGCUAACGGAGGUCCGCUCACGCCGGUCCCAGACGCUGCCUCGGCCGCUUCACCUUCACCCGCAACCUAUAAUAGCAACUCAGGAGAAACGACGCCCCCGCUGGCGCCGACCCCGCCGCCCACCGAGCCCGGUUGCACCCCCCCGUCUUUUGCAGAACUUUACGAACACAGGUACACCCUACGGACUUCGCCACAUAAGGUGUCCCCCGCUAAAGCCUGCUCUCCGCCUCGGGACAACGGGAGGGAAGAAGGGGAGACGGCAGAAGAAAUGGACGAGGACUUUUCUGUUCCCUUGAACUCCUUGUGUCUCCCGGAGGACAAGGGGACCACCAGCGCGCCGCCCGGGGACCAAACGUGUGGCACCCAUGACGUCGGCAAGGAAGUGGCGUGCAGUCAAACGACUGAGGAGGAGGAGGAAGAGGAGCCAGAUGUGUAUUACUUUGAAUCUGAUCACCUGGCUCUGAAACACAACAAAGAUUACCAGAGGUUGCUGCAAACCAUCAGUGUUCUUGAAGCCCAGCGCACUCAGGCCAUCCUGGACUUGGAGACGUUGGCGCGGCACCAAAGAGAGGCCCUGGCCAACCCAAUUAGCUUUGUGGAGCAGCUGCAGAAGAGGGUGAAUCUCGGCCUGCCGUGCCCCCAGCGUGUCGUUCAGCUCCCUGACCUGUCUUGGGAGCAGUACACCUCUGGCCUCGGGGAUUUCCAGAGGGAGUUUUGUGACAAGAAACGAAAAACCAGGCGGCUCAAGCUCAUCUUUGACAAAGGUUUGCCGGACCGACCGAAAAGUCCCGUGGAGCCCAAGAAGGAGUGCGAAACGUCCACCUUGUAUUCCUCGCUCCCCACUAGUGAUGCCCCGGAGAAUGGCAGGCCGACACAGAUGAUUCGGGGUAGGCUCUAUCACUCCAGCAAGCCUGACACCUUCAACCAGCUGUGGACGGCUGAGGAGCAGAAGAAACUGGAGCAGCUCCUUCUCAAGUUCCCUCCUGAGGAAGUGGAGUCCAAAAGGUGGCAGAAAAUCGCAGACGAGUUAGGCAAUCGGACGGCUAAACAGGUUGCCAGCAGGGUGCAGAAGUACUUCAUCAAACUGACAAAAGCUGGAAUCCCUGUGCCUGGUAGAACCCCAAACUUGUACAUGUACACUAAGAAGGCAUCCAGCAAGAGGCAGCACCAUCACCUAAAUAAGCACUUGCGGCCCUCCACCUUCCUCACCUCCUACGAGCCGCCUGUCUUCAUGGACGAUGAUGACGACGACGAGGAGCGAGCAGCGUUUUACUGUGCCAUGCACGACCCUUCAGCAGAAGACUCGGAUGAUGACGGCAUCCCCUUGGAGCUGCGUAACCUUCCCGAAUACAAAGAGUUGAUGGAGCUGAAGCGUCUGAAGAAACAAAAGCUUCAGGAGAUCCGCGAGGACAAAGUCGGCGUGCAACACCUGGGAUACAAGUGCGACGUGUGCGGCAUGGACCCCAUCCAAGGUGUACGCUGGCACUGUCAAGAUUGUCCGCAGGACAACGCUGUUGAUUUCUGCGCCAACUGCUCAGACUGCUUGUUCAAGACAGAAACUCACAAGCCCACCCACCACCUGGACCCCGUGUACCAGCCCGAGACGUUCCUGGACCGUGACUACCGCCUGCCCCAGAGCACCAGCUACAACUACCUGGACCCCAACUACUUCCCGGCCAACAGAUGACAAAUCAGCGGCAGGCAUCCGUAGUUCUAGCGAACGCACGCUUUGUCUCGCUCUUUGUCUCUCUCCAGCGCGCACGGCUCCACCGCCCGAGCUUGAUCUCCCGCCGUGUCUGAACGGAGCGAGCGGAGCCUGCCGCUCGGGGAGUCGGCCGACCCGGCGGGCCGCCGCCUUUCCCGGGUUCGACCCGGGAUCUCUUAAAGACAAAAAAAAAAGUGAAGGCAACAUUCCCGGGCGUCGCAGACUGGCGCUGACGCAUUUCAAACGCCAACACAGCGUGUCCCCCCCCCCCCCCCCCCCCUUCCGUCUUUUUCGUCCAUCAGUGUUUGCCGCCAUGGAUCACGUGAAGUGUUUAAGGUGACCAGUAGUUGGCGCUAGUUGUUGUGUGUGUGCCAUUUAAAACAAAUCAAAACAAAACAAAAAAGUUGUUUUGUUGGUCAUCUUUUGGUUGAAAACUUCAUGGGGAAAAAGAUUGUAUUUUUGUUAAUCUAUUUAAAAAAAAAAAAACACCCAAAAAAGAUUUGAGGUGGUGCUCGGUGCCUCCACACUUUUAUAUACACACAUAGACAUACACACAUAAAUUGUUUGUGCUCGACUAGACACAGUUCUCACCUUUCAACGCCCCCCCGAACCCACUUUCAGUAUCUGUGUAUAACAAGUCUGUUUUUAUGUAAAGAAAAAUUAAUAAUGUACAAAAAAUGCUAGAGGAGAAGCGUGGAAAUAAAAAGUAUGUGAAAAUAAUUUUUCUCACCAUUGUUUUAUUAACAGGUUUUUUUAAGUACUCGGUGGCACCUCCAAAGUAAGCAUAUCUCUGGUCUCAUCUGCAGUGGGUGAGUACAGUAGUUUCCCUCUUAAUAAGGUGUUAAAAGUGCUGUGAAAUGAGAGCAGUCUUUGUAGCCCAGUCUAUCAGUUGUUACCAAAAUAGUAUUUUGUUUUAGGUGUGUGCCAUCUUUGGCACACCACGAUUCGAUUCAAUUACGAUUCAGGGUGCUACGAUUCAAUUUUUGAAUGAUGAUCACGGUAUUGACAAUGAUCGCGAUUAUCACGAUUAUCGAUGCAUCGUACAUUACUGAUUAAUAAAGUCACCGAAAAAAUGUAUGUUGGUACCCAGGCAGCACUUGCAACAACAGAUUUCUGUACUUCUUCGCAUGUUUGUAGUGUUACCGCUGUACUUAAUCAUGGUUUUACACGUUCUGCAUAUGAAAUACACGUUAGCGAAUUAGCUAAUCAGCUUAGUGCUCGGCGCUACCUAUUAACACCUCAAAAACAAGAAUAAAGGCUAAACGGUACAAGAGGGUUUGUGUACUCACCUCUUUAUAGACGCAAACAGGUUUUAGCAACACACUCAGGACAUUUUUCAAUUGAAAUGCCUUAAAACUACUGCCGGACAUCUGAAAGACGAUGAGCAACGCACUCUCUUCCCCUCUAGCUCUAAAAAAAUAACUGCGGUUGCACAGACGCGCCACCCAGCGGUCGCGCCUCUUUGCCUGCCUGUCUCGUAUACAAAUUUAUUUUCCAGUCUUUUAAAAAGGUGUAAAUCUCUCUCCCAGUAACCGGGAGCAUCCAUCAUAACGUUGUGCGUGCAUCCAUUAACGGUGCAGACGUGUCUUGAAUUUCGUUCCGCUUCGAGCGGCUUUCAUAAAGUUAUGAUUGAAAAUCAUUUUUGAACCUUUAUGAAUUGUAAUCGAAUCGUCACGUGUCGAAUCGCGUUGCAUGUAAUAAUCGAUUUUUUAAAAACCGAUUUUAAACUCUAAAAGCAGUGUUUAGCCACGUUUAGAGGACUGUGAAGCUCCGCGAAUGAAUGAAUCAUAACCAGUGAUGAUGAGCAUGAGAUGUUGAGCGUGUUACCUUUAGUCAAUGACAUACACAAAACAAGUCUUAGCGCAAUCACCACGACUACAGAGGUAGGGCUUAAACGCGUUAAUUACGAUUAAUAAAGCACGAAAAAUGUUAAAUAUUUUAAUCAUGGGUUACAUCUGAUUACUUGGGAGUUUUAGGCCUCUGAAUUUACUGUUUAUAGCUGAAAAAAUAUACAUUUAAUGCUUUUUUUCCUGACCAUUUAAAUGUGCUUCAAUGACAGUUCAACAUAAUCCAUGCGAGCCCAGUGUGACAUGUUACACUUAGAAUUUCACAAUUUUGAAACAAAUUCAGAAUUUUGAUAUUUCUUGCUCAAAAAUCGAUUGAUGCAAGUCACCACAUGCAUCUGCAAGUUCCAUGAGGGGAAAAAAAAUGAGAAUUUAGCAAGGUUUAUAGUAGAACUGUCCCGACUAGUCGACAUAGUCGACGUCAUCGAUGACGUAAAUCCGUCGACGAGCACAACAUCCCGUCGACGUUUAAUGAAGGGUUAAAAAAAUAUAUGCGUGGAAAGUUCAGAAUGUCGGACGCUUGGCAUGCAAGCGAGGAAAGCGGCACAAAGCCAAAAAAGAGUCCAAAACAUUGACUUACUUUUAAAGAAACAAAGGAGGGUACACUGUUGUGUCCUGUCUCUUCAGUGCCAAGCUUGGCUGCACGUCGGCCGUGAAUGAUAACGACAGGAGAUUGUAAGUCCGUCUAACUAACUAAUGACAUGUUUUAUUGAAGUUGCUAAGCCUGUCGCGAUAUGCAAUGAGUCCAUUUAUCGCAUGGUAAAUAAAAAUGAGGGCGGUCAUUUUCACGGCUGCUUUUUAUCGCUGCGCGCGCGUGCGUGCUGAUGGCAUAUGAGACUCCAGUUCUUUUCUUUCAUCAACACGCUGUAAACUUAAAGUUCAGACAUACAAAAUAAGAAAACACAUCUAUAUUAAACACUGUAUACGUUAGCAUUGCUACAUUGAGGUGAAUGGGGAAAAAAGACGACCUACUUUAGCCGGCUAUAAAACAGGCAGCCUUCUCCAAAACUUGCAGUUAAAAGGUGACACUUCAAACAUGACAAAUCGCUGGUUAACAGCAUAUGCAAAAGGAAAAAAAAUCUAUUACUGACAACACAUGCAAUGACAAAAAGUGCUUUUUUUUCGAAGUGUAAAGCUUAAAUUAGCGAUUUAGCGAACGUACUUCCGGUGAACAUUUCAAAAUAAAAGCAUGUAAUGUUUGUCAUAUAAAUAACGAUUUCUGGAGUUAUUCCCACAUACUUCAGAUUUUACACUAAGAAUGCCUUUAAAAAUGACACCCUUUAUGAAAAUUCUGAUUGGCAAUGAAUAAUUAUUAUAAUACUAUUAUAUAUAGUACUACAGUAUACUGUAAUAUUAAUGCUAGGUAUUUUUUUAAGAAUUGUUUUGAAUCAUUUUGGAAAGGUGAAGUCAGUGUUCUGAAUCUGUUUACGUUCCAUUCUUUUGCACAAGUUAAUUCUAUCAGCAUUUGAACUCAUUGUUUAUUUGUGAUUUAUUAUUAUUUAUCUGUUUAUUUGUAUUUAAUCAAGAAUUUUAGUGUUCCAAAAUGUUUUUGUGAAUUGACAAGCGUAAAAAAAAAUUCAUUGCUAAAUUAGUUAAAAAAAAAAAAAAAUUAAAAAUUAUAAGAUUAGUCGACUAAUCGUAAAAAUAGUCGGCUGACUAAUCAGGAGAAAAUUUGUCGUUUGGGACAGCCCUAGUUUAUAGUAGAGGUGUGCAAAAUUUCCGAUUCUUAGAUUAUUCGCGAUUCGGCCGUGGAAGAUUCGAGAACGAUUGACAAACAUCCAAAUUCCGAUUAUUGAAAUAUGCGAAGUAAAGCGGAAGUACACAACACUCAGCGCGCCGCGCGGUCUUCGGGACGGAACGGAGCGAGAGUAGCUAAACAUCAUGCUUCCCAUUACCCGGCCCCUCGGGUAAUGCCAAUGCUCAACUCACGGCUCUAGCUCAACUCAUGCAACGAGAUAAAAAAACAACAUACCUGACUGCUGCCAAAAAGCUGCUACAAAGUACAUCCAUAUAAUGUUACGGUGGAUAUCAUUUAUAUAGGACUAGAUGCAAUAUAGAUUUGGUAGUGUUAGCAGCACAUCUACAAAAAGCUAGAUGCGGGCGUUAUAAACGGCCGCCAUCUUAAAGCAGUACACUUCCCUGCAAGGCUGUUGUAGCGAACCUUCCAAGCAAACCUAAUUAACUUUUUAUCUAAAAUACUCCUAAAUCGGUAAAAUAUUGACUUGAAUCUAUCUUUAAAAUAGUUUUAAAACUUUCACAUGUCGAAAGUAGACAAAAGGGAAAUUAUGGAAUAACGGGAGAAAUUUUAACAAAUUUAACGGUUGAUUCACAACAUUAAAUUAAUUGAAUGUAGUUUAAAGCUGCUGAUACAGAAUGGGGCCUGGAGUUUUUUAUUUAAUGUUAUUUUUGUAAAUUUGUUUACUGCUAUAUGUUAACUUGAUACUGAAAUAGUAGUGUGGUUUAGCCUGAGAGUAUUUUUGAACAAUUUUGGAACUAAUGUACAAAACAUUAAAAAAAGAAAAAAAAAGGAGGGGGGUGCAUCAAUAAUCGUUUUAUAAUCGAAUCGGAGCCUCUGAAUCGUAAUCGUAAUCGAAUCGUUAGGUGCCCAAAGAUUCCCAGCUCUAGUUUAUAGAUACUAGAGCGCUUAUUCAUAAUAAUGAUAAUACAUUUUAUUUCUAGAGCGCUUUUCAAGCCACACAAAGACGCUUCACAAGACAGGUGAAAUCACAAUACCAAUAAAACAAUCAUAAGAUUAAAAGCACGAUAAAUAGACGUAAAGAUAUAACAAGAGCUAGGGAUCAUGGUGGGUAAGAAAGUGAACAGGUGUAUUUUGAGUCUGGAUUUGAAAAGUGAAAGGGUAGAUUUACUGCGAAGAUCAGGGGGAAGGGAGUUCCAGAGCUGGGGGGCACACUAAAAACUCUGUAAGCAAAGGUGGAGGGAUGGUGUAAAAGCGAAGUGGAC